Messenger RNA from Tripterygium wilfordii, 768 nucleotides. RefSeq lists its product as uncharacterized. The transcript is spliced from 2 exons. The coding region runs from base 1 to 768 and encodes 255 amino acids. Lineage: Eukaryota; Viridiplantae; Streptophyta; Magnoliopsida; Celastrales; Celastraceae. The record is from RefSeq and is a predicted model, not a curated record.
AUGGGGAAACUAAUUAGGGAGCAGUGGGAAGCAAUUAGGGGUCUAAAAUCCUCCAUUUUGGUCCCUUGGUUAAUAUGGGGUGAUUUGAAUGAGGUGUUGCUACCUGAAGAUCGUCUUGGAGGCACUCACACCACAAAUGGAAUGAAUGAUUUUGGAGACUUUGUGAAUGCUUGCAACCUGGUGGAGCUCCCCUUAGCUGGCAGAAGAUUCACUUGGAGCAACUCAAGGAGUAUGAGUCGGAUAGACAGAACAUUCGUAGACACUGACUGGCUUUUUUUAUUUCCUAACAUUGUUUUGCAGGGACUUAGCAAGGGACUUUCUGAUCACUGUCCUUUGCUAUUCACUUUGGUGGAUCUGAACUGGGGACCUCGUCCUUUUAAGUUUUUAAACUGCUGGUGGGAUCAUCCAGACUUCAGACAAUUCGUUUGCAUCUCUUGGGCUGCCUUAUCUAAUGCAAAUAUGGAAACUCAUAGCAUUGUUACCAAAUUGAAAUUACUGAAGCAACGUUUGAAGGAUUGGAAUCAUGACACAUUUGGGAAUAUUAAUGAUAAGCUCAAAAGCGUUGAGGCGGAUUUAGACAGACUUGACAAAAUAAAAGAGACACGGGAUUUGGACAGUAGUGAAGAUUGCAAUCUCAGAUAUUUAAGGAGUUCACUUUGGAGCCUUAGCAAAUCUCAAGAAUCCUUAUGGAGGCAAAAAUCUAACAAAACUAAAGGAUCCAAUGUUUUCCAAUUGUAUUCAUUCGUAUGUGUUACAAGAUAUAUAUAG